AUUAUAGUGUAUAUGGUUGCCUAUAAACUUGUACAAAAGCUAAUUAAUUACAUACAUAAGCCAAGAGCCGGCUUUGUAACGUUAAUAAUAAGUCUAGACUUAAAACAUAGUAGGUAUAAUUAAAAUCAAAAUAGCAAAAGCGGCAAUAGAAUUCCUGAAAUAAAUGCAUACUUAUUUACUUAUUUAUUUUGGACGCCCAUUAUUAUUGACGUUAAAAAUAAAAGUCAUUAGAUGUCUACCUACCAAUCGCAUUGAACUUGUAGACCAAUACAGUGUCAAUGCGCUCAAUGCGCAAGCGUCCAUACAGCUGUCGUCCGGUUUGGAUCAGAAUUAAAACGCAUUCUUUGAUAAAUAGUAUGAAGUGAAUUUUCAUCAGAUAUAACAAGCUUACUUAGCCGGUACAUUUGGCGGCAAUGGAUUCCAUAAGAGAGCUGCACUCAAAAUGGGACCAGAUUUUCGACGUCAAAGAAUGGGUAGCUUUUAAACCUGUCGAGGGCACCUACGUAUAUCCGUGCUACUCCUGUAAAUACUUGUUUUCCUCCAAGAAAUCAUUUCUUGAUCACAUCAACAGGAGAACCGUUUUAUUGAAAUUCACUUGUUCAGACUGUGACAAUAUUGCUUUGACAUUUUACAAUAGGUGUUUAUUCUUACUACAUUGCCGCAAGCACUAUAAUGUGCAAAAGGGUAAAGUAAAUCUCAAAAAUUUGCAAAUAUCACCAUUGCCUUUGGAAUUGCUUGGAUUUUUCAAGGUGCCCGCAGUCCCUUACCUAUUUGAUGUAGAAGAAGAUUUAAUUUCUGAUGAUGGCUUCAUGAACUCCCAAUUCUACACUCCCAACCCAGAAGAUAAAGGCAAAGCAAUCGUUACUCUAAGGCCUACCAAUUUAGUGAUUGAACGGACGACCCCUGAUGGCGACAUUCAAUCAUUAGCUUUGAAACAAGUUGCCAAAAAUAUCCCCAAAUGCCAAUUUAUCACUUUGCAAGCCUAUAAAGAAAUCCAAGCUAAUAUGGCAGCUCUUAACCAAUCAUCAGUGGUAGAAGUUAAAAAUGAAACAUCUGAGGAGAUAACAUUUAGAAGCUUGGAAACAGUAUCUAUAAGCAAUUCUUCAAGCGAAUCUGAUCUACUUACCAUAUCAGAACCAGAACCAUCUGAGCCGGAAGAAGCGACAAAUCCACUACUUCUAGUGAAAGUAGAAACUGUGGAUGAACAAAAUACAAGUGUAGAUAAUGAUAUAAGUUUAGAGAAUGGGGAACAAUUAAACAAUUGUACUUCUUCGCUGGACCAAUGUCCCGAGUGCAAAACUCCAGUUCUCGUUGGCCUUCAAAGUCAUUUUUUGGGCGAUAAUAAACCAUCAGAAAUCACGUUGCGUUGUCUCACCUGUAAGCUCAUUGCCCCUACAUUAUGCUCAUAUCAAGCACAUGAAAGGCUUCAUCUACAACAACCCCCAUAUGUCUGUCCUGAUUGCGGAAUCGAAUAUGAAUCAAGGCCGGAUUUAGUGGAACACUUGGACAUUGUUUGCUUCCAUACGGCCAAAUCUUUGAGGAUCAAAUGUCCUGGCAGACGGUGCGGUAAAGUUUUCGCUUCAGAAGCUACUUUUGGACUGCAUUUUCGACAGGCCCACGUGCACUCUUUUUACUUAUGUGGUACUUGUGAAACUCCCUUCAAUAAUUUGCAAGAAUGUGAGGAACAUUGUCAAAUUCACGAAGAACGAGAAAAUGAUUUUGAUAAGUUUUUUACUUGUCCUAGUUGCACCCAAGAUGCAAUGACAACUUCAGACAUAAAAAGGCAUAUUGAGAAUCAUUGUACUGAUCUUUGUCGUUAUAUUUACAUAUAUAUGUGCAAAUAUUGCAAAGGCUAUUUCAGGUCUCUCCAAACUAUGAGUAACCAUGCACACAACUGUAAAGUUCACAAACUUGGUUUACCUACGCGAGCCCGUUCAAAUCCUUCGACCCUUUCCAAUCCUUCAACCCUUUCCAGUUCCAAGUUUUCUUCCAAAUAUGCGUCAGGUCAAUGCAAAGGUUGUUUUACCAAAAUCAUCUUCCCAAAUAACAAGCCUAUUAAUUAUUGUAAAAAAUGCUAUAUAAAGCCCAUCCAAAAUCCUAGCUCUAAAUGGUUUUGCGUCCUUUGUAAAGACUUCAUAGAUAUAAAUGAAAAAGAGAAACACAAGAGAGAAUGUAAAUUUUCAACUCCUCGUGUUGUAUUGGAUAAAAUUAAUUUGGAAAAAGUACUGGAACAAAAGCAGAAUGGAAACUCAAGCAACAUGAAUGAUCAUAGUAAAAGUCGUAAAAGUGAUUCCAGUCCAGAUGAAAAUCGUACCAGAAAACGACUGAGAUACAUCAAACCCAAAAAGCCCGAAAUCGUCGACGACCCAACAGCAGAAGAAGCCACCCUGUUCAAUGGAAUCUACAAUUGUCGCUUAUGCGACUUCACAGAAUCACAACGAUCAAUUUUUCAUGACCACGUUAAAAAUCACAGAACCAUUAAAACUUAUUAUCAAUGCAUGGAAUGCGGUGAAUGUUUUAUAGUGAAACCAUCAUUGAUGAAGCAUUUGUUGCACUUCCACCACAUUACCAAUUUGGAGAAGUAUUUUCAGGAAAAUGAUUGUUUCGAUGAAGAGGCUGUAAAUGAGCUAGCCAGAGUUUCUAAAGCUCCUUAUCUAGCUAAUAUUGUCUGUGCAAAUCAAUGUAGGGUAUGUUUGGAGCAAUUCAACAAUACCGAAGAACAUGACAAUCAUUUUAGGAUUCAUGGGAUGGCUUUUUUGAUGAAGAGUUCUCUUUAGGAUAAGUUUGCUUGUUGAAAAUAUAAUAAUGGUAUUUUUAAUACCUCAGCGGAAAUUAGAUUCUAGGUGUAGUUUUAAUUCAGGAUGUUAGUGAUAUUGUGAAAGUCAGACUGGAUGAUUACUCGGCGUGCCUUUUUUCUGCAAUAUUUCGCUGAAGUAUUAAAAAGACAAUAGUCUUAAAUAUCUCAUAAGGAGAAGUACCUAUUUUUUUUACAGAGUUGGCAUUGUGAAGAAUCCUUCACUUUUAUUAUAAUAUUUUAGCUAGUUUUUUUGAGCUUGUAUUGUUUCAAGACACUAUACUUAUUCUUUGAUGUAAAGAUUAAGUAAACUUUACAGGAAGUAUUAAUAAUUAAUUAAAAAUGUUUUUGUUUUAAAACAAUGAGUUUCAUUAACAAAUUUUAAGAAAAUGUUGACAACUAUGAUAUGAAUUGAUGAAAUUGCUAGUUCACUUUUUUCUUCUUUUUAAGCCUUAUAGGUAAGCAUAGGCCUGAUGAUGGUUGUGUAGAUCCACAUACCUAUCUUGGGGGAGAACCCAUAGUACGUCUACACUGUACAUAGGCGAUAUAUGCUUUCUGUCUAAUCGAGUGUCACUAUCAGAUAUUUGACCUCCGCGGCAAAACUUAGUUCGUUUUUUGAGAGUCUGGGUGCUGUCGGAAGUACCAGUUUCCUCUUUCUUGUGAAUAGGACCAUUUCAGGCUUUUUGGGGUUGAUGGACAGAGUGUAUUCCAUUUACCAUAUUUCUAUAAUUGCCCUGCGGACAGCAUGUUCUGACUAUUCCUUUAUUGUUGACGUCCUGCACACUUAUUUGUACAAUUCUUUUGGGACGCAUAUUGAAUAUCCAUCCGGUAACAGUUUCCAGAGUAUUCUUUUCUGUUAGCGAGUGGCUAAUUUUUUGAAAGGUGGUUUUGUCAAAGGCCCCCAAUGUCGAUGAAAACCCCGAAGGUGGACUCUCUGUUGUCCAGCAAUUUUUCCACUUGCCCAGCAACCAAGUGGAGAGCUGUGUCCGUUGAUGCGUGUUGAUUAGGGUGGAGUGGAUUGGUUGACAACACUUCAUCCCUUAUGUACCUUUCGCAUGAUCUUUUAUGCAAGUGACCAUUUAGUUGGGUGAUUUUAAUGAACACUCCAGAUAUUAUAGGGCUUAUAGGAGAUGAGACGGUAGAGCAGAACUACGAGUGAUAAUCAAUUUCCUGGGAACUGAACUACAAAUGAUUAAUCUACUCUUACAUAGUUGAAAAUAAAACAAUUUCUUAUAAAUAAAUAUUUCUCUUUAUAUACAUAAAACAUUUGUUACAAAAUUUUUAAAUAAUGUAAUACUAUACAAGUAAGUAUAUAGGUAGGUACAUAAUCUAAUCGUCUUUUUCUUCACUAAAAUACUCUUUAAUAACUCUAGCCAACUUAACCGAAGGUCCAUAAACAGCCCAUACCAGCGGAUAAGUAACAGUCAACAAGGCAAAAUAAAAAGUCGUAUCGCUUUGCAACGACUUCUUACCAAACCAUCUAGUGUACACGCUUAAAACUAGAGCCAAAGCCCCAAAACUAAAGGCCAAGGUCCCAGAAGAAACGUGCACAAACUUGACUAACCUAGGAUAAGAAAUAUAGUUGGAUAGUUCUUUUUUGUACCACAACAAUAAUCCGUUGAUCACCGGAGGGAAGGUGCUGACUAUCCCUAUGAGACCAAAGAUUGCGUGCCAACUGGUAAAGUGACUUUUGUUGUUGUUUUCUUUGUUUAGGUAUACUAUAACGAAUCCGAUUAUUGAUAAAAUGUAUCCUAUGGCUAAGAUGGUUACGUGGAUUUUUACUCGAAAGCCUCCUUUUGUUUUCAAGCGCCAAUAAGUGUUGUAUUUGUUGAUUGAGUAGAAACCUUCAGUCAUCAUCAACAUCCA
Molecule: messenger RNA, 4660 nt
Organism: Ceutorhynchus assimilis (cabbage seed weevil)
Lineage: Eukaryota; Metazoa; Arthropoda; Insecta; Coleoptera; Curculionidae
Source: the annotation of a GenBank genome assembly